AUGGAUCUGCCCCCAGGCCGCCCCGGCUCUCCCAACAUGCUGACCGCCCUGAGAGACUCCCUGCUGCUGUUGCUGGUCCUCGCCUGCACCGGCCUGGCGCUCGCCCAGAACGACACCGAGCCCAUCGUCUUGGAGGGCAAGUGCCUGGUGGUGUGCGACUCGAACCCGUCGUCGGACGGGGCGGUCACCUCCUCGCUGGGGAUCUCCGUGCGCUCCGGGAGCGCUAAGGUAGCUUUCUCCGCCGUCCGCAGCACCAACCACGAGCCCUCCGAGAUGAGCAACCGGACCAUGACGAUCUACUUCGACCAUGUCUUAGUUAACAUUGGGAACCAUUUCGACACGAGGUCCGGCACUUUCGUGGCGCCGAGAAAGGGCAUUUACAGUUUCAGCUUUCACGUGGUCAAGGUGUACAACCGGCAGACGAUCCAGGUCAGUUUAAUGCAAAACGGCUGGGCUGUCAUUUCUGCUUUUGCCGGGGACCAGGACGUGACCCGGGAGGCCGCCAGUAACGGAGUGCUACUGAACAUGGAGAGAGAGGACAAAGUCUAUUUAAAGCUCGAGAGAGGCAACUUAAUGGGAGGAUGGAAGUAUUCGACGUUUUCUGGCUUUUUGGUAUUCCCUCUAUAAAAGGGAGACGCCAAUCCAUUUUUGUUUUCUCCCUGAGGACCAACUCUCCCGUGUACAUGACCGCUAUUUGCAA
Messenger RNA from Rhincodon typus (whale shark), 700 nucleotides. Its product is annotated as cerebellin-2-like. The transcript has 3 exons. Bases 1 to 627 code for a protein of 208 amino acids. The record is from RefSeq and is a predicted model, not a curated record. NCBI's taxonomy places the organism in Eukaryota, Metazoa, Chordata, Chondrichthyes, Orectolobiformes, Rhincodontidae. Gene Ontology annotation, molecular function: protein binding.